GUCUAACUUAUAUAACAAAGUUCCCAAACGUUAUAAUAUUUGCUCAUUUACUCCCCUCUAAAUUGCAAGAAAAGUAAAACCCACAAAUUAUACCAGCAAAAACAUAGACAAAGUUCAAGAAUUAAAUCAAUCAAAAACAAGCAUCAUGUCAUGGCAAGCGUACGUAGAUGAUCAUCUGAUGUGCGACAUCGAAGGCAACCACCUCACCUCCGCUGCAAUCGUCGGUCAUGAUGGCAACGUUUGGGCUCAAAGCCCCUCUUUUCCACAGCUCAAGCCUGGUGAGGUAGCAGCCAUCAUGAAGGACUUCGAAGAACCUGGAACACUCGCUCCUACUGGCUUACACCUUGGCGGCACAAAGUAUAUGGUGAUCCAAGGCGAACCUGGAUCAGUGAUCAGAGGAAAGAAGGGACCUGGAGGUGUUACCGUCAACAAAACCAACCAAGCUUUGAUAAUCGGAAUUUAUGACGAGCCCAUGACUCCUGGACAAUGCAAUAUGGUUGUAGAAAGGAUUGGUGAUUAUCUGGUUGAGCAGGGUCUUUAGUUUAGAAAUAAAGGUACAUUCUCCUAGUUACUGGACGAUCUAGUUAUUGCGGAUUUGGAGGAAGAGGAUAUGGAGAUACAGUUUUCCGAUUUUUCUUAAGAAUAAGAAAAACUUCAUCUCCCUUCUUUCUUGUAUGUGCAGUGAAAUUAUACAACGAUUGCAUAGGUUAUACAGUUGUGUGCAAAAGUUUGAGGCUUGGGUUUCUUCAACCUGUCUUCUGUGGACAUCUUUCUCGUGAAGUUUUAUUGUGGUCUAAAAGAAUAAGAGUUAUGAAUACUUUUGGUAGAAUGUAUGUUGAUUUCGAAAUGGAUUUAUGAUUGAGAAUGACAGAAUGUGUUAUUAAGCACAGGAUGGUACUUGGAUGUAUGUAAUAUUGUAGUACUGCUAUUUUUUAUUUUUUUUA
Beta vulgaris subsp. vulgaris (sugar beet) is the source of this 944-nucleotide messenger RNA. Its product is annotated as profilin. Gene Ontology annotation, cellular component: cell cortex. The record is from RefSeq and is a predicted model, not a curated record. NCBI's taxonomy places the organism in Eukaryota, Viridiplantae, Streptophyta, Magnoliopsida, Caryophyllales, Amaranthaceae. Gene Ontology annotation, molecular function: actin monomer binding. The coding region runs from base 146 to 541 and encodes 131 amino acids. The transcript has 3 exons.